CUCUUUGUUUACAUCGGGGUUGAAGCGGAAACCAAAACAACAUCAUCUCUGCGGAAAGAAUAUCGUCCGCAAUUUGUGCGUUGGUCGUGAACGGUGGAAUAAUGGCGGAUGAAAACGAAAACUCGUGCGAUAAGUUCGACGACGUGAAGCCGGAUAAGAUGUUUACGCUGAAGAAGUGGAAUGCGGUCGCGAUGUGGAGCUGGGACGUGGAGUGCGAUACGUGCGCUAUCUGCCGUGUGCAGGUCAUGGACGCUUGCCUACGCUGCCAGGCGGAGAGCAAAAAGGACACGCUAGGCCGCCAGGACUGUGUCGUCGUGUGGGGCGAAUGCAACCAUUCCUUUCACCACUGCUGCAUGUCGCUGUGGAUUAAGCAGAACAAUCGGUGCCCGCUGUGCCAGCAAGAGUGGUCCAUCCAGCGCAUGGGCAAGUGAGCGCUGGGCCAACCAAUCAACCAACCAUCCAACCAAUUCAUGGACGCAAACGUGUUCUACUAUUACGCAUUUCGGACAAAAACAUUCAUUGGAGAUUUAAAGUGGAAAGGAGAGAAAGAAACGUCAUCCGAAUCUCGUUGGUUGCAUGUUGUUGUCUAGAUUUUUCUUUUUUUAAAUAAAUAGGUGACAUCGCGAGCCAUUCGAAAAUUCA
Messenger RNA from Anopheles coluzzii, 642 nucleotides. RefSeq names its product RING-box protein 2 (gene Roc2). Gene Ontology annotation, cellular component: nucleus; Cul5-RING ubiquitin ligase complex. Gene Ontology annotation, molecular function: zinc ion binding; cullin family protein binding; ubiquitin protein ligase activity. Bases 102 to 431 code for a protein of 109 amino acids. NCBI's taxonomy places the organism in Eukaryota, Metazoa, Arthropoda, Insecta, Diptera, Culicidae. Gene Ontology annotation, biological process: protein ubiquitination; ubiquitin-dependent protein catabolic process. The record is from RefSeq and is a predicted model, not a curated record. The transcript has 2 exons.